AUGGGUCCCCUUCUCUCGCUUCUGCGUUUGAAAGAGAAAGACGACGACAAUUACGAAAAAAUACUCUCGGAACUCGAUGAACAGAUAAGCACUUCGGAGGUUCGCCUAUGUGACAUAAAACUUCGCCAGAAGCGGUCGACAAUCUUCUGGCUUGCAUUUUCUACAGUGCUGUAUAUUGCCUACGUGAGUGGUUGGUACUUCUUUGGCUGGAAGAGUAAGUAUGACGAGACAUGGCAGUUGUGGCUUCUUAAACUAUUUCCAGUAUUCGCUUUCCCCUGUAUAAUAUGGAUGGUUAAAAAGUUCAUGAGCAUGUGGUAUAGACGUAAAGAAGCCAACGAAAGGUCGCAAUUGAAACAUCUCGUUGCAAGAAAGAAACUCAAAAUUGAAGAGUUGAAGAAAAAGACAGGAUAUUACGCGACACAGAAUUUAAUUGAACGUUUUGAUGUAAAUAAUUCGCAGAAAAGUCUAGCCAAGUCGGUAAAUUUUCCCGCUCUACCAAAUGAAUGGAGUCAAAACGAUGCUCAUUUUACGGAUAAUAGUCAAGUGCCCGCUACAGGAUUGCGGCUUCGUCUGCCUACCUCAACCUCGGAAACAAAAGACGAGUCUUCUCUGACACCGCCUGGUUACUAUAACACAACAAUACCCCCUUCAAACACUCCUCUUAAACGAACUUGGUAUGAUCGAGUAAUUGAUCUGCUUGCUGGAGAGGAGGGACCAUAUAAGAAAUAUGCUCUGAUAUGUUCUAACUGUCAUGCACAUAAUGGACUUGUAUCGCAACAAGAUCUCAACGACGUGCAAUAUUUCUGCCCGAAGUGUAAUCAUUUUAAUCCAUCACGUCGGAGCAAGAGAGAUGAGACCAAUGGUGCAGUCAAUAGCAAUAAUAACACUAAUAAUGAGGAUAAUGGAAGUAGUAGGAGAGGGAAAGGUGUUAACAAACAGAGUGGAAGUAUUCGGUCUCCUACUCCUCGGCGUGGCCGAUCUACUACUCCUAGACCCACGACAUCUUCCAACGAAAUGAUGAACAAUGAAAUCACAACAGAUGACUACGAUGAUGAUGGAGUGGCAGUUAGUAAGCGACUGGCUUCUCGCUCGACUAGCCGACGAAGAAGGGCGGGCAGUCAUAGUCAGAGCAGGCUUGAAGAUAGUGAAGAGGAGGGUAUGCGUCGAUAUGAGACGAGUGAUGAAGAAUACGUUAGUCGGAGAAGGAUACAUGAGUAG
This is a messenger RNA of Paraglomus brasilianum, 1218 nucleotides long. The record is from the annotation of a GenBank genome assembly. Lineage: Eukaryota; Fungi; Glomeromycota; Glomeromycetes; Paraglomerales; Paraglomeraceae.